This is a messenger RNA of Owenia fusiformis, 1072 nucleotides long. Lineage: Eukaryota; Metazoa; Annelida; Polychaeta; Sabellida; Oweniidae. The record is from the annotation of a GenBank genome assembly.
CAGACCUACAACUAAGAUAUCAAGUCACCAAUUGUCUCGUCACGAAAAUAGCUAAAACAAGAGGAAUCAGCAAGGAAUAAAAUAGACAGACACCAAGUUUAAACUAUUAAUAAUACAAAAAUAAAAGGAAAUCAGAUACUUAUUCAAAUUCUCAAAAGAACGUGAGAGAAAUUUUAAGGCGCAAGAAACAUUUUACAACUGAAUUUACAAUUGGCGACGUCAGAUUGACUCUAGUGCAUAUACCUUAUCAUUGUCAAAAACGUAGAUUGAUAAUUCUUACUCCCAUCUCUAAAGGACAAACAGGAAAUUUUAAAAUAAAAUAAAAGAAGAAAUAUAAAAACAUAUAUAUUGAAUGAAAUGAGGCUUUUAUAUUUCUUUGUAGGAGCCUUGGUGGUAGGUGUAGCAGAUGCUAUUCAAUGCUACAGCUGUACAUUUGGUGGAGUGGGACCUAAGGAAUGUGUCACGGACCCAGAUAGUGUGGCUACUGCCAAUAAGGAGAUAAUACUCUGCGGUCAUUCGGGCGAGGAUGUAACGACACUCCUUACAAACAAGGAUGCACGGGUGAAGAGGACCAACUAUUCCAGUCAUGCUACUGGAUAUGUGAAGAUGGGGACUUCUGUAAUAAAGACAAUCAUGACCUCGGGACAGGGACACCAGCCCCCAGCAGCACAGAGACACAUGUACCAGCAGUUUUACUCACAAUCGGGACUAUAUUAUCAGCCAUUUUGUUAAUGUAGAUAACGGAGGAACAUUUCCACAUGUACCACAUUCUCUUUAUCAUCCUCACAGAGACCUCUAUAGAUUCAUAACUAGGAAUAAUUGAUAGCCAUAACGUCACUGGACAUUUUGGAAGUCAGUUUUCUACCUGACAAUACAAGAAUGGGCAGACCACUCUGAUAAGGAGUAUUGCUUUUCAAUGUCUUCCUAAUCCUAAUAAUACAUAUUUAAAGUUAAAAUAUCUCAAUACUUCACCCUUUUGGCAAGAUGGAAACAGAUUUUUCACAGGGUGGCAUAUAUUUCCUGAAUUUUCAGCAGGUUGGAGCACCUGGUUGCUCUAAAUGUGGGGGAUCAU